This is a messenger RNA of Trichophyton rubrum CBS 118892, 561 nucleotides long. RefSeq lists its product as uncharacterized. The record is from RefSeq and is a predicted model, not a curated record. The transcript has 3 exons. Lineage: Eukaryota; Fungi; Ascomycota; Eurotiomycetes; Onygenales; Arthrodermataceae. The coding region runs from base 1 to 561 and encodes 186 amino acids.
AUGCGUCCCUUGCCAUCCGGCCAGCAGUUCUACCUCACAUACGGCCUGACGAGACGAUGCUCGUCCGAGUCCCCCGGAUGCGACGAGUUCCCCAAGUAUGAAGACUGUCAAGCAGACAACUCCAUGUUUGGAGUCAGCAUCAAUCGCGUCGGCAGCUCUGGCUCCGACCUCCUCGCCAACCAUACCAUAUCCAACCCGAUAUUCUGCUCGAUGUGGCGAUCAGUUGGGUUCCUGAUAUCGUUCGCCGUUGUCCUCGAGGGAAUGACCUUUGUGGCCUUUGUCGUGAUUCUGGCGGGAGGAAAACAGAUGAGAGAAACUGGCUGGAAGAUGUUGACGGUGUUUCUGGUGCUGAUUGGUCUUGUACAGGCUGGCGGAAUGGGUCUAGUGUCAUACCUGUUUGACAACGAUGACCGCUUCUACCCUGGAUGGAAGCUCGACGACUCGUGGAUCCUGUGCACCGUCAGUAUGUGCCUGAUGGUGGUCAACGCGGUGGCAAUGUACACGAUAGCCCGAGUGCUGCCAAAUGAAGGCGGCUACGAGUUGAUAGCUGACCACGACUAA